This is a messenger RNA of Gadus morhua (Atlantic cod), 1717 nucleotides long. It is a transcript of the gene cdk5rap3, whose product is annotated as CDK5 regulatory subunit associated protein 3. Gene Ontology annotation, biological process: regulation of mitotic cell cycle. The record is from RefSeq and is a predicted model, not a curated record. The coding region runs from base 151 to 1665 and encodes 504 amino acids. The transcript has 14 exons. Gene Ontology annotation, cellular component: endomembrane system. Lineage: Eukaryota; Metazoa; Chordata; Actinopteri; Gadiformes; Gadidae.
UGCUCCUAUUGGCUUCUGCUCGUCUAACGUGUCAAAUCGUGUAAAUAGUGUAAAGAUCAAACCAGCUGUGGAGAAUAUACAUCUACACCAGUGAAAUCAUUACAAAAAUGUACACUUAGAAAAUCGGAAUUACCUACAACUUAAGAAAAGAUGGAGAAUAUACAAAACAUUCCUAUCGACAUACAAACCAGCAAGCUUGUGGAUUGGCUAGUCGAUCGACGACAUUGUAAUCUGAAAUGGCAAAGUUCAGUCAUGGAGAUUCGGAAGAAGAUCAACACUGCCAUCCAAGACAUGCCAGAAAAUGAAGAAAUAAAGCAUCUGCUUGCUGGCUCCUACAUCCACUACUUCCACUGCGUGAGGAUUGUGGAGAUACUGAAGGGAACAGAGGCUUCCUCCAAGAAUAUCUUUGGCAGAUAUUCUUCUCAAAGGAUGAAGGACUGGCAGGAAAUCCUGUCCCUUUACGAGAAAGAUAAUGCCUACCUGGCGGAGGUGGCCAGUCUGCUGAGCCGCAGCGUUAGCUACGAGGGCCCUGCUCUGAGGAAGCAGGUGGCCAAGGCCCAGCAGCAGCAGCAGGACCUCACCCGGCGCGAGGUCGAGUGCCAGAGCUCCUCGGCCGACCUGCGGGAACGCUACUACGGAGCGUGCAAACAGUACGGCAUCACGGGAGAGAAUGUGGCUCGGGAGCUUCAAGCUCUGGUCAAAGACCUCCCCACCGUCCUGGAGGAAACAGGCCGAGAGGCUUCAAGGCUGGAGGAGCACAUCCAACUCUAUACUGUUUUCACAAACUUUGUCUCAGAUUGGUCUGAGCCAGUCCUGCCUUUACUUACGUUUGCCCAGAAGAAAGGUAACACAACGUUCUAUGAGUGGAGGACCGGCCACGCUCCUGUGGUCGUGGAUAAGCCUGUAAUGGAUGAGGCCCCGGCUGAUACGGUCACCGAGGAAACGAUUAACUGGGGUGACUUUGGCGAUGGAACAGAAACUCAGGAAGUGAAUUUCGGUAUCACGGCUGAGGAUGGAGUGGACUGGGGAAUAAGUUUGGAUUCUGACUCAAAGGACGAUGAAGGUGGCAUUGACUGGGGCGAAAGUGGAGAAGCGCCAAUCGAAAUUGAAGUAUUAGAUGGCGGAACUGACUGUCCAGAGGGUGUUGCAAGGGGAGAGGAUGCCCUCACGAUUCUGGAGAACCCUCAGUCACGGAACCAGUUCAUCGAUGAACUCAUGGAGCUGGAGACCUUCCUGGCGCAGAGGCUGAGCGAAAUGGGCGAGAACGCCGACGUGGUCGCCAUGAGCCAGUUCCAGCUGGCCCCCACCAUCAUCCAAGGCCAGACCCGGGACCACAUCCAGGACCUGCAGGCAGUGGUGUCCGACCUCCUGAGGCGGCUGACCUCCCUCAGGAUGCAGCACCUCUUCAUGAUUCUGGCUUCACCCAGGUAUGUUGAGCGUGUGUCCGAGACACUGAGACAGAAGCUGAAGCAGGCGGACAUUUUGGUUCUGAAACGCGCCACGAUGGCUGAUAAUAGGCAGAAAGCUCUGGAAGAACAGGCCAAGCUGGAACCCCGUAUCGACCUGCUGGCAAAAACCACCCGUGAGCUUCAGAAACUGAUUGAAGCAGACAUUUCAAAGCGAUACAACAACAGACCGGUAAACCUGAUGGGGGUGAAUGUGUAGUUUGCAGAUGUCUCAUGUCGUUUGGCAAAUAAAUGUUUUAUUUAAUGUGUCA